Messenger RNA from Colletes gigas, 3789 nucleotides. RefSeq names its product centrosomal protein of 135 kDa-like. The transcript is spliced from 19 exons. The record is from RefSeq and is a predicted model, not a curated record. NCBI's taxonomy places the organism in Eukaryota, Metazoa, Arthropoda, Insecta, Hymenoptera, Colletidae. The coding region runs from base 1 to 3711 and encodes 1236 amino acids.
AUGAAGAUGAGUACAGAAGACGAAUUCAAUGUAGCAACCAGAUAUCGAACUGUUCGUAAACAUUUAGAUAGUUUAGGAUACAAGCACGCACUUUCUUUGGAUGCCCUUCCAUUGAUAGAAAAAUUGUUAGCUGAUCUUAUUCAAACGACUGAAAGCUUAAAACAUUUUAAAAGCAUUGCACAAGAAAAUAUUGAGGCAUGUUCACAGUUGCAAUUGGCAGCUGAUCCUUAUAAAUGUGACAAUGUGAGACUGGUACAAGAAUGCAACCAGCUUCACACAGAUUUGAUAAAGGCAAAGGAAUGUCAUCAAAAGCAAAUUAGAGACCUUAAGAAGGAAAUACAUAAAUUGGAGCGCGAGUGUAAUGAUCUUCAAUUGGCAUUUUCGCAUAAUUUACAUAGGAUUAAAGAAUUGGAGACUGAAUCUUCUAAGAAGUCGAAGAAAAUUCUGCAGCUUCAGGGAAAAUGUUUAAAACCAAUUAUUAGCAAUGUUGGAUUAGGUAAAUUGUUAUCAUCUGUUUAUAAAAAGUUAAUACAAGAAAAUUGGGUGUGGAUAUACUCUUUUUACUUAUACUUUUUACUUGCAGCUUCUAAAAAACGUCCGUGUUAUCCUCUUCGAAGACCAGUUCUAGAAAGUGAACCAUUGCCAAAGACAGGAGAUAAAACUAAUACAUUGCCAACUUUAAGCACAGUAGAACCAAAAGUUGUUGAUUUAUUAAGCAUGGCAGAUCAUAAAAUGAAUUGUUUGACUCACGAGGUAACAAAAUUAAAGGGGGAACUUUCAACACAAACUGACAAUGUACAAACACUAAAGAGUCAGUUAACUGCCAAGGAAAAAGAAAUUAUACGAUUAAAAAAAAUGUUGGAAGGGGGUAGACCUUAUUCUGCAGUUUCUAAAGAUUGCGCUUGUAAAAAGGCGGAAAGCAAGUUUAUAAUGUCCAAUGAUAAUGUUGCUACUAAUGAAUUAAAGAUUCUUCAACAAGAAAAGUUAGAACUAGAACAACAGUUGAAGGAAGCUCUACAUAAACAACACGAUGCUAUGUCCCAAGCGCUUAAGCUUGCUGAUCGCAACGAAGAAUUGGAGAAGGAAUUGAGAGAUAUAGAUCACAUAGCUUUAGCUGUUGAGGCUGAUUGUAAUUCUACAGUGAAAGAAAAUAAUAAAAGGGUCUCUAAACUGCAGCAAAAGUUACAAGAUGUAAUGACGCAAGUACAUGUGUUAGAAGGUGAAUUGACCGUCGAACAUAGGGUAGUGCAAGAACUAAGAGCAGAUCUCGAAGCUUGUAAGUUGGAAAAACGUAAUAUCCAACGCAAUUUGGAAUCUAUGUUGGACGAAAAGAAACAGAUGACGAAUAGAAUAAAUAUGCUGACUAUAGUUGAAAAGAAUUUAAAUGAUGAAAUAGAAAGAUUGACUAAAGAAAAUGAGAAACAGAGGCAAGAUAUUAUUCAGUUACAGUAUAGCAAUAAACUGUUGAAGGAACAAAUGCAUACAAAAGAAAUUUUACAAGGUGAUGAUGGAGCUGAUUUAAGAGAGAUUAAAGAAAUGCAAAAAAAGAAUGUUCAUAAUAGAGAACAAAACGGAGUAAAUGUUCCAACAAUAAGUAAAGAUAGAGUUGUACAGAAUGUAAAUGGUAUUGGAUAUGAAAAUAUAAUAAAACAAUUGGACGAGAAAGAAGCUCAACUACGUAGUUUAGAACACGCGGUCGAGCAGGCGAGGAGAGAACGAGAUUUCUAUAGAGACGAGUGCAAUAAUAUAAAAGAUUACCAUAGCGAAGUAAUUAGAAAAGAUCAUGAUGAUUUGUGGGCACGAAUUCGAGAAUUAAAGCGUCACUUAAGCGAAAAGGAAAAUGCAUUGGAUGAAUUGCAACGAGAAAAAAAAGAACUGUUUCGGGAAAAAGCUAAUUUGGAAACACGUUUACAAACUUGCAAAACCGAGCACAAAAUGUCUCAUCAUCUGUGCAACGUGUGUAAACAUGGUACCUCGUGCAAGUGUUCUUCGCCAAGUAUGAGGGACAUUAGCAAAACAAAGGGCAUUAUUGAACAUUUGGAGCACGAACGAGACAUUGCACGGGCCGAUGUUGAACGUUUAAUAGAGGAACGCGAUGCGUUACGAGAAAGAUUGAAGAUGGCUACAGAAGCGCAUACAUCCGAACAACGACGCCUUAGAGAAAAUUUGACCGAAGUAGAAACCCGCCUGAAACAGAUAGAGAAAGAACGUCAAGACCUUUUACUUACGCAAGGAGCACGAAGAGCAACAAUAGACGGAUUGGAGGAUCAGCUACAAGACUUACGAGAAGAGCUAAAACGGACCAAACAAGAAUUAGGAACACAACGCACGCAAUAUUUUCAACUUCGGGCACUGCAAGAUCAAACUGAUCAGGCGUUGGGAAAUGCUCAGAAUCAAUUGGCACAAUCACAGUCCGAAUUGAACAAGACGUUGGAUCGCAAUAGAACGAUGGAGCGACAGCAGUUGCAGCUAGAAAAUCAAGUUAAAGAUUUACAGCAAGAGAUUAAUAACUAUAAAGCGAAUAUGACGCAUUUGGAUCAUGAAAAGGAUCGAUUGUUGAUCGCGUUAGAUGAGAAGACGGAAAGGAUAGCUGCCUUGGAGAGAGAAAUAAUGAUGAAAGAUCAACAUGUGAUGGGAAGCGAGCAACACAUUCACGAACUCCAGCAGAAAAACGAAAUAUGCGUCGACCAAAGCGCGGAACAAGAGAGGCAGCUGAGGUCGAUGCAGUCGGAGAUGGACAAUCUUCAGCGACAGUUGCAAUCGUCCAACUACGACCGGGAGAACGCAAUUCAGGAAAUCCGAAGGGUCCAGGACGAUUUGGCAGCGGUCACUUGCGAAGUGAGAAACAUGCAACACGAAUUGGACGCGUCUCGCGCCGAGUCCAUCCAUUUGAAGAAGCAACUGCAAACUUAUGUUAGCAAGGUGCGCCGGGCUGAGGAACUGCUUACCAGAAAGGAAAACGAGAGAUCGGAAAUGUGGAACCGCUGUUGCAGUUUGAGUAUGGUUUUGGAGAAGAACAACCACACCUUAGAGUCCGAAGCAGCAGAAGCGAGAGGAGCACUCCAAUCAGCUAGGGACCAAUUGUUAGAUAUGGAACGACAAUUGGCUGAUAAAGAUGGCUUGAUAAGAAGCUAUGAAACACAGAUCAGCGAGUUGACACAAAAUGUUGCCAGUAUGGAAACCCAAUUGCGCGCACAAGAGGACGAGAAACAAAGAGCAGAGGCUAAUUUAUGUGCUCUUAAAGAUCUCUGUCUAACACUGAAUGAACAAAAAGACACGCUUAUGCAUCAACUCGAUGAUAACGAUACGCUUAAAACAAAGUAUGAUAUGCAAAUAGCCAAACUGACGGCGGAGCAGGCUUCGAUCGAAGACCAAAUGAACAAAGAUCGCGCGACGGUGGAACGCCUCGAGAUGCUUUUGGAUCAAGCGAGACAGGAGGCUAUGACCAUGCAGGCUAAUAACCAGAAGCUCAGGAACGAAAUGUUCAAAUUAAGGCAAAAGAUGUCUGAACUGCAAAACAAAUUAUCCUCAGAAUCGGCGAAACUGCGGGAAUAUCAAACACAGGCGGCUGAAUAUUGCAAACAGAUUAGCGAACUACGUAGGCAAGUGACAAACGAGAGAUUCGACCGUGCGAGAAAGGAUGAGGAGAGUCGCAGGUCUUUAAAUUCAACACCCGACAGUUUUAACGUAGAUUUAAACGUGGUUAUAUAAAAACUAUCACUUAACGUGCCCCCGAUUGAUAGAUAUUUACAGAACGAAAGAAACGAAGAGCACGAUGUCACCACUGAC